AAACAGUCUUUAUUGUAGUACCAUUACAUUUUGUAAUGAGCUGAGAAAUUUGUACUCAUCAAUGUUUUUUGUUUAGACCAACCAUGGCGGUGAAGAAGCAUGAGCUGGUGCAAGACAAUCGCCAGCUUGACCUGAAUUCACUUAUGCAGUAUAUCAAGUUAAUGAAUGAGCAACCACACUAUCUGCCGCCUCCGUCUGAACUUGUUAGGAAUUGCCAAGAUAUUGUCAAAUGUCUCUCUCGCACUACUGGUACCGACGAGCAGCUGUGGGAGCUGCUGCAGUCGAUCGAGGAGUUCCUCCACCGCGUGGUCAGCUCCGUGCACACCGGGGUCCGCCACGAGCUCAUCACUGCGGUCCUCGACAAGUUCCACUCCUUCAUCUUCGACCCACAGUCGGACGCUUGCCCAGCGACGUCGAUCGUGCUUGUGGUGCUGGACGGGCUGAACGAUGAGGAGACGUUGUCUGCGGCGCGCUGGCUCGUGCAGCAGGCGGACCACUCGCCCGAGGCCGCCGGCCUGCGCGCCUCGCUCUCCUGCCUCUACCGCUGGAUGUACGAGUGGCACGGCACACCCACGCUCGGCGAGUGGGUCAUGGCCUACAUCAAGGCUCUAGAGGAAAAUGAACAUUUUGAUCUGUUGGUGGAGGUGUCAGUAGACAAUGUCGGCCACUUGUUCCUUGCCAUGGGCAACCCGGUGGCGCUCCGCCAGUCCGUCGCUGACGUCAUAUUCCACAUCAUGGCUUCCCUGCGAGAAUCCGCCGAAGCUCUCGACAGAAUCUCCCCGCACGUCGGCACCGUGCUAGUGAACCUAGCGGCCGACAGUGGCCAGUGGAGUCGACAGAUCCUCCAGGACGUGGUGGACAUCCUCACGGCGAUGGUCGAUGGACGCAUGGAACUGCUCAAAGGCGACGCUCAGGACAUGUUCAAAGAAAAACACGCCGAUUUGAUGUCGUGCCUGGAGCGGCACAUGGCUUCCCGCGACUGCCGCUUCCUGCAGCGGCCGCCGUGGCGCGCGCGCGACGUGUGCCUCUCGAGCGUCAACUCGCACGCGCCGAUGCGUAAGGUCGGCCUGCUCAACCUCGGCAACACCUGCUACAUGAAUAGCGUCAUGCAGGCGCUGCUCGUCACUAGACCUUUCAGUACCCACACAGUUUUGAAGAUGAAUGCAGUGCCAUAUUGGUCAAAGAUGGGGAUGCUAUUCGCCAAAAUGAUGCAUUCGAUCAGCACCAAACUGAACCCCGAUGAAUUCUUCUCUGUGGUCAAACCACCUUUCUUUACUAAGGACAACCAGCAUGACAGCUCUGAAUUUCUAGGAUACCUAUUCGAGUUGCUGCAGUCUCACGAGCACGGGUCCGACCGUAACUUCGACUACACGCGGCCGCCCAUCAUUGUCGGCCGCAGAGCGCUCCCACACAGCCCGCAUUCGCCACCACACUCUAGUGACGGUGAACAUUCAGAUCCGGGCACGAACCGCCGGUCCGUGUCGCCGCGGCCCGGGAGCAGCGCAGCCGGUUCCAGCUCAGGUCUCAAACGGCACGGUGACCCCGAAAUGCACUUGCCUCUCAAGAAGCGAUUGCGCAUGACCGAGUCGGCGUUCCUGCGGCGGGACUCGUUCAUCGACAGCAUGUUCGGCGGCGUGCUGCUCACGCGAGUCGAGUGCACCGAGUGCCACUCGUCCUCGCUGUCCCGCGACGUGUUCCGGGACCUGCAACUCGCGUUCCCCGAGAAACUAGAAGGCACCCAGCACAGCGUGCAGAGCUUGCUGGAGUUCUACUGCUCCAAGGAGCGGUUGUCCGGCGACAAUAGAUACGAGUGCCGCGACUGUGGAGGCCUGCGCGACGCCGAGAGGAGCGUGCUAAUCGAAACUACUCCCAAGUUUCUCAUUCUGGUGCUAAAGAAUUUCAAAUUUGAGCCGAAAUUGCAAGUUCAAACCAAAUUAAUGCUCUCGAUUCAUCACAACCACACUGUGACGUUGCCGACUGUGCGCUCCCAGGCCGACCACUCCGCAUACAUAUUGUACGCUGCCGUUAUUCACGCCGGGACCACGCUCGACUCCGGGCACUACUACACCCUAGCGAAAGACAAUGGACAGUGGCACAUGUACAACGACGACGUCGUGUCCGCCGCCGAGGAGGGCCAGUUGAGCGGCUUGAAUCGUUCUAGCACGCCCUACAUCUUGUUCUAUCGACGCACCGACAUCGACGAGGGCACCGCGCCCUCGCUGGAGGAGAUGCCACCCAAGGUGCAGGAGUCGGUCAUGGCGCACAACAAACACUACGUAGAAACAGUUCGCAAAAUGCGGCUGACGAGGCCAUGACGGCUCCGAUCCGACAAGUACAUUGAUUUCACUGUACUGGACUACGUCGACCCCGAGCAAUAAGGACACAUUGUUCCAUAUCAAAAAGUGACAUAAUUAACGCUGCAAGGAAACGCGACAAAGUUUAGUUUACGAUAGACUAUUAGUUGGUUUUUAUUAUUAGCCAUGACGCAUAAUACAUCAAGUGAAGUGAAUUAACUUAUAAGAUUUUGACAGACUAUAAAAUCUAAGUAUAUGUUGUUCGUCAUGCACAUCCGUUUUGUGAUAUAGUUGUUGAUCCGGAUUGAAGAUGUGAGUGAGAUAUUUUCCGAUAGAAACUAAUAUAUUCAUU
Cydia splendana is the source of this 2646-nucleotide messenger RNA. RefSeq names its product ubiquitin carboxyl-terminal hydrolase 35 (gene DUBAI). The transcript has 11 exons. Gene Ontology annotation, molecular function: cysteine-type deubiquitinase activity. Lineage: Eukaryota; Metazoa; Arthropoda; Insecta; Lepidoptera; Tortricidae. Gene Ontology annotation, biological process: protein deubiquitination. Bases 84 to 2315 code for a protein of 743 amino acids. The record is from RefSeq and is a predicted model, not a curated record.